Messenger RNA from Coregonus clupeaformis (lake whitefish), 2772 nucleotides. Its product is annotated as extracellular calcium-sensing receptor. Bases 1 to 2772 code for a protein of 923 amino acids. NCBI's taxonomy places the organism in Eukaryota, Metazoa, Chordata, Actinopteri, Salmoniformes, Salmonidae. The transcript is spliced from 8 exons. Gene Ontology annotation, biological process: G protein-coupled receptor signaling pathway. Gene Ontology annotation, molecular function: G protein-coupled receptor activity. The record is from RefSeq and is a predicted model, not a curated record. Gene Ontology annotation, cellular component: membrane.
AUGUGUGGACUACAGAGGGUCAUACUCGGCUCAUUGCCAUUGCUCUGCAUCCACACAGCGUUUGCCUGUGAACUAUUGGGCCGGUUUGACAUGCCUAGUUUGUUCAAGGCAGGGGAUGUCAUGAUAGGGGGCAUUUUCCCUGUAUUCAACAAACAAGAGAACAGCAAUACCUCUUUUGUGAAGGAGCCUGCUGAAGUGAAGUGUGCUGGAUUUGACUUGCGGGCCUUUCGCUGGACCCAAGUGAUGAUGUUUGCGAUUGAUGAAAUAAACAAAGACAGUAGUCUACUGCCCAACGUAUCCCUAGGCUACAGGAUCCUUGAUUCGUGUGCAUCUCCCACCAAUACUUUACGGGCUGCUCUGACGUUGGUUAGCAUGCCAGAGGAGAUAGAGCCUACUGCCCCAUGCCUUCCUCCUAUAUCUGCCCUUAUAGCUGAAUCAGGCUCCUCUCAGUCCCUGGCUUUGGCUGGAACACUGGGACCAUUCAGAGUGCCAAUGGUCAGUUACUUCUCUACAUGUGCAUGUCUGAGUGAUAAAGCUAAAUACCCCACAUUCUUCCGCACCAUCCCCAGUGACUACCACCAGGCUAAGGCUUUAGCAGCCCUGGUCAAGCACUUCGGCUGGACUUGGAUUGGGGCAAUACAGUCCGAUAAUGACUAUGGCCGGAAUGGGGUCCUAGCCUUCACUGAAGAGGUACAAAAACUUGGGGUUUGCAUUGCGUUCGUUGGGACAGUGUUACGAACCUACCCAAGCAGUAGAAUCCUUGAUGUGGUGGACAUGAUCAAACAAUCAACAGUCAAAGUCAUCCUGUCAUUUGUUCCCGAGGGGGAUCUUUACCCGCUGAUGAGGGAGGUGGUGAGACAGAAUAUAACGCACAUUCAGUGGAUCGCCAGCGAGGCCUGGAUCACUGCAGCCCGGCCCUCCACCCCAGAAAUAUACAGCUCCUUCGGUGGGACCAUAGGAUUUGGGGUGCGGAAGAUGGCCAUCCCAAAACUACGGCACUUUCUCAUGGGCAUCAGUCCCUACACAGAUCCAAAGGCUGCCUUUGUGAGGGAUUUCUGGGAGAAGAUAGUAGGUUGUCAGCCUCUCUCAACCGGUGAGCCCUCAGGCUCUGAGAGGGGCAGUAAUAUGUGUACUGGAGCGGAGACACUUGUGGACUCACAGGAUCUGUUCUUCAAUGUCACACAGCUGAGAGUGUCUUAUAACGUGUAUAAGGCAGUGUAUGCUGUUGCACACGCCAUUAAUCGCUUAAUAUUUUGCAAAAAAGAAGGGGAAAGCCAGAUGAGACCGUGUGUGAAUCUAUCACAGAUACAGCCUACUGAGGUCAGUGAUCAUCUGAAGACUGUGCAUUUCAUAAAUCAAUUUGGUGAGGCUGUGUUCUUUGACGCAAAUGGAGACCCCCCUGCCGCAUAUGACAUCAUCAACUGGCAGCUGAGGGCAGGUCAGGUGCAGCAUGUGACUGUGGGCCAGUUUGGCUUAGCUGCUAACAAGGCCUACGAACUCAGCAUCCAGGAAGAUAACAUAGUUUGGAGGACAGGGAAAUCGAUUCCUGUAGCAGUGUGCUCUCAAAUCUGUCCUGUUGGAACCAGAAAAGCCCAAAUCAAAGGAAAACCUGUCUGCUGUUUUGACUGCAUCCCCUGUGCUGAUGGGACAAUAGCCAACACAACAGGAGCAGCAGACUGCAGCCCCUGUCCACAGGAGUACUGGUCCAACGACGGGAGGGACCAAUGCAUCCUGAAAACAGUCGAGUUCCUGUCUUACCACGAACCAAUGGGGAUCGCCCUUACCAUGGUGUCCCUGCUCGGAGCCUGCCUGUCAUUUGCCACCGUGCUGGUGUUCAUCACCUAUAAGGACACACCAGUGGUCAAAGCCAGUAACUCUGAGCUGAGCUCUCUACUGCUGUUCUCUCUCUUCCUGUGCUUCCUCUGUCCCCUCACCUUCAUCGGCAGGCCCACCGCCUGGACCUGCAUGCUGCGCCACACCGCCUUCGGGGUGACCUUUGCCCUCUGCAUCUCCUGCAUGCUGGGCAAGACUAUUGUGGUGGUAACAGCCUUCAGGUCUACCCUGCCCAGCAACAACAACAUCAUGAAUUGGCUGGGGCCCAAACAGCAGAGGGUCAUCAUCUUCUGCUGCACUCAGGGACAUGUGCUGAUCUGUGCUGCCUGGCUCAUUGCUGCCCCUCCCUUGCCCUUUAGAAACACCCAGGACCAAUGCUCUAAGAUCAUUCUGGAGUGCAGUGUGGGCUCCCAACUGGCAUUCUGGUGCGUUCUGGGAUACAUCGGCCUCUUGGCCUGUCUAUGCUUCAUCCUGGCCUUUCUGGCCCGAAAACCACCGGGCAACUUCAACGAGGCCAAGUUCAUAUCCUUCAGCAUGCUGAUCUUCUGUGCCGUGUGGAUCUCCUUCAUCCCAGCCUACGUCAGCUCUCCUGGGAAGUACACUGUAGCUGUGGAGAUAUUCGCCAUCUUAGCUUCCAGCUUUGGGCUGCUGUUCUGUCUGUUCGCUCCAAAGUGUUACAUCAUCCUCCUGAAGCCAGAGAAGAACACUAAACAACAUCUCAUGGGGAAUAAAAAGCACUUUGAAGUCAAGUGGCGAAUUGCUCGCCUUGCAGCGGAAUCCGGGGGUCCGACCUAUGCAGGGAAGAGGAUCGGCAUCUACCCAGACCUGAGUGCCGAACUGCUAAAACAGCAAACUAAGCCUGAGAUGCGGCUUUAUCCACCCGGCAAAACGUAUAUUGACCUUCCAGAACACAACACACACGUUUUCCACUGCCAAUGA